Seminavis robusta is the source of this 1170-nucleotide messenger RNA. Lineage: Eukaryota; Bacillariophyta; Bacillariophyceae; Naviculales; Naviculaceae. The record is from the annotation of a GenBank genome assembly.
AUGGCGGCGGCCGUGGACCCUUCCUUGAUGAACAACAGCAACAGCCACACAAGAGCAACUUCUGAUCGUCAACAACAGCAACAACUCAAUUCUACUUCUACUAUUGAAUCCACUGCAGCUCACCACUAUUUCGAAGAGACCGCUCUGGAUUGGUUCGAACGAUGCGAGUCGUUGCGGCGUCGUCGUUGUCAAGUCCCCGCCAAGCCACCGACCUGUAGCAGAAGUGCGGGCUGGGCAUUUUUCCGUGGUGCUACGGGCAAUCCCUUUGUCGAUGAAGCUUUGACGGGUGCCUUGCCCAUUAUGGAACUGCGAGGCGACCGUGGCACCGGCAAGACCCACACACUCGUGUCAUUGGCCGCCACUUUUGCCGUGGCCACGCGGCCGUCCCUGUUUUCUUCGACUCCUCACCAGGAGGAGCAACAACUUCUUCCUCGUGUCAUUCUACUCGAUUCCGGACUCGACAUGACAUCUGUGCGACUCGCCAGUGCCGUGGCGGCGCAAUUGAUGCUGCAACAAAAACCGGAUGAUGACGACAAUAAUAAUAUGGAGGAAGCAUCCAUUCACCAUCCACUCUUGGCCAUCGAACGGGACAUGGAAGAUUGUCUCGGGCGCAUUCACGUGGCCCACGUCAACAAUGAUAUGCGCGAAUGGGUGCCCAUUCUCGAAGCCUUGCGACAUGAACUAUUAUCCAACCAAAACAUUAAGAAAAACAACAACAAUGCGGAGGAGGCGCUUGUCGAAAUGGAGGAAGACCCACAAGGCUUACAAGAAGAAGAAAACAGCAGUGUUCCCAUACUGCUCCUCUGGGAUGACUUUCUCUCCGAACCAGGCAAAACCGAAGGACUCCAAAAAGAAAUCACACGACAAUUGACAUUGCUUCUCAAAGAGUGCACUACCGUGGGAUUCAUUUGUUCCACUUCUCCUCGUUUGGACUAUCACUUUCAAGUGAGAGAUUUACUACUAUUAUCAUCCGAGGAAACGAGUACGACUACUACAAGCGCUCCACGACAGCAUUCACCACUAGUACACAGGGGACCUACUCGGGUGGCACGGACCAUUCUAUUGGAACAGGACGAACGACCGGAUGCGUCCCAUAAAUUCAUGGCAUCCAUUGUGCAAGGAAAUCAAAGAAUUCCAUAUUCCUUGUCAUCGGCGGGGGUGUUGCCGUAG